CGUUGUUGGACAGAGGGUUCCUGUUGGUGGCGCCGAAGGUGUGGCGGGCCGGCAGUGAUGAGCGCGUCUGCAUCGCCCUGCUGAACAUGGCCGGCGGUCACUCGCCGGCGCGCCGCUACACCCUGGAGGAGGCGCGGCGGCUGCUGUGGGCCGGCCGAGGCCGCAGCAGCGCCGUGCCCGUUACCAUCGAGUUCGCCAACUCGGAGCGCGGCCGCAAACACAGCUUCAGGGUGCACAGAGACCUGACCAGGUCCUGGUCGACAGCCGACUUCGAAUGUUUCGUCGUAUCGGUUCCCGCGAAUCUCCAGGCCCAGUACAUAUUUGUCAGCGUGGGCGUGCAGGGGCGAGCUCGCUCCGGUACACAAGUCAGCAAAUCGGCCAAGAUCCGCGUGCUUCCGAAUGUGCUGGUGACCCUCGUCCAGACGGAUAAGGCAAAAUACCAGCCGGGAAAGACGGUUCAAAUCAGGAUCAUCUCCCUGCGGCACGACUUCACCCCGCUGGAUGAAAAAAUUAAGGAGGUCUGGGUCACCACGCCCGACGGUACCCGCCUGGCCCAAUGGCUGGAUGUGGAAAUAGUCACUGGGAUGGUGCAGAGAGAGAUCCACCUGAGCGAGGAGCCACCGCUGGGCCAGUGGUCGAUCCACGUGAAGCGGCAGAAGGGUCCUACCACAGUGCAGCACUUCGAUGUGGAGGAGUUCGUGCCGCCUCGGUUUGAGCUGUCCGUGUCGUCCCCGGGCACAGUCUUCAGGGACUCCAGCGUCAUGACCAUCAAAGUCUGUGCCAAGUACACGUUUGGCAAGCCUCUCGUUUCGGCUGGUGUUCUGCUAACGGUCCGCCUCAGCCAACCAAAAGCUUCAUUUGGGACGCCAACCAUAAGCCCAAAUGAUGGGACAAGUUUCACCAAGGAUGCCGCUGUAGGGACUGUGAGGACACCAGUGUCAAGAAGAAUCACCAGAACCUUUGGAACAGCAAUAACUACAAGAACGAGGCUAGAUGAUCUGCACGAUGGUCCAACCAGGGUGAUGACUGCCGAGAAAGCCCGACGGAAUUUGUCGGCAAGAUCGUCAAGGAUAACGCGCUCGGCUGCCCCCGGAGGACUUCUCUCUGUACAGAGGAGGUCUACUCGACGCAAACGAGCGAUAACUGUCGGACCCAACGAGUACGCGGACAAGACCGGUGAUGAUGGCUGCGCUACGAUCAACGUCGUUCUGUCACAGAUUGGGUCAGGAUCCGGCGGGCAUUUUAACCGGUACGAUAAAAAGUAUUUUGUAUCUGUGAACGUGACGGAAGCUGGAACAGACAUUAGUCAAGCAGAAGGAAUCGUCGUUCCUGUUCGCGAAUCAAAACUUAUCCAGGUCAUCAGUAGCAAGUCGCCGCAGUUCUUCAAACCAACUUUGGACUUCUAUGGAACGGUGCGGUUUGAAAGACCCGAUGACUCACCGCUGGUAAAGGAACGUGUGGAAAUUUGUUACUCAACUUACUUCUACGAAGAUAGUUCUCUGAAGUCAUCGGCAUCAAGCCUUCCCUUUCUGAUGAAAAGCCCCAGGACUGCUUACCGAGCCGAAAGAUGCACCACCUACACCACGGACGGCACCGGUCGGAUCAAUUACGUCGUCCCCGCCCAGAGUGCAUCGAUCUCCUCUCUGUCAUUCAAAGGCCGGCUGCUGGGACGUGACCAGCGGUUCGCGCUGCCCUCCGUGCGCGCCUGGUACUCGCCCAGCGACUCGUUCCUGCUGGCCGACGUCCGGCAGCUGCUGGGCGGCGGCACGUGCGGUCGGACGGUUGGCGUACCCAUCCACAGCAGCCGCAACCUGCGCGACGUGCCGCUCCAGUACAUGAUCAUGGCGAGAGGGGACGUGGUGGAGAACGGUGUGAUCACCGGCGGCCAUCUUCGGCUGACGGUGCGCUCCGCCAUGGCGCCCUCCUUCAAGCUGUUGGUGUUCGCCGUGACCGCUGACGGCGAGGUCGUGGCAGACUCUCGGCUGGUGGAGACGGACAAGUGUUUGCCCAACGAGGUGUCCGUAUCCUGGAAGGAGGCUCAGGUCCGGCCCGGCCGUACGGGUGUUCUCCACAUCUCCGCCUCGCCUGGCUCGUUAUGUGGCAUCUCUACCGUGGACCGCAGCGCAGAGCUGCUGGGCACUUCCAACACAGUGACGCCACAGAAGGUGUUCAGCCAGGUGCAGCAGCUGAUAAUCCAGAAGUCGGAGUCGCCCCGGCUGACGCGUUCCUCGGGCUACUGCCCGCCGUCGCGCAGGCCUUCCGAGGACGAAGUGUCGGUGGUUCCGACCUGUCCUGGUUACGAGGACGUGUCUGGUGGUCGUCGAGAAAUGGGAACAAUGACGAUCAAAGUAACUGAAAUAUAUUACAUCCCAGAUGAUCGCGAAGAUGCCUUGGCGGCAUUUGACAUGGCGGGCUUUCUGGCGGUGUCAAACCUGGCGCUGCAGACGAGACCUUGCAUUGAGCGCCGACAUAAAGUCACCCGGCAGAGGCGUUGUUGGAAAAGAUACCGUAAUAUACAAAGUACUUCCCUUCCGCAAGUCGGAACGGCGGCAAGUUCAGCUGGUGGCAGCAGGAAUGUGGUGUCAGCUGAGGGAUCUAAUACUGCGGAUUCCAGUACUAGUUUUGCUGUGCCAUCGGUACGGGCUACUUCUGAUAGAACAUCAACGACAAACGGCAUCUCAGGAGGAUCACAAACUGCCAAUGGACGGGCUGGUGCACGAAGCAAUAGAGGUGUAUCACAAACUGCCGAUGGAGGGGCUGGUGCACGAAUCAAUAGAGGUGGAUCACACACUGCCAAUGGGGCUGUUGCACGAACCAAUAGAGAUGUAGAAAUCAGAAGAAAAACAUUACGAAACGGUCAAGCAAAGAGGACAGGAGACAAAUCCCCUGGCGUUGAAGAGAUAUUGAAGGAGACCGUCCUGGAGCCUGAAGUGCGUCGGUACUUCCCAGAAACAUUCAUGUUCGAAUUGGAAGUUGUUGGGUCUUCCGGGCGCCAGAGCUUGUCGCGUACGCUUCCCGACACCAUCACCAGCUGGACAAGUUCUGCAGUCUGCUCCCAUCCCAAGGUCGGCUUGGGUAUAUCUCCCACGGCAUCCAUCAAGGCCUUCAAGCCAUUCUUCGCAGAAAUCAACCUGCCGUAUUCGGUGAAACGAGGCGAACUGCUUCAGCUCAAGGUUUCCGUCUUUAACUUCCUUUCCAGCGAGCUUUCCGUCAUCCUAGUGCUGAACGAGACGCCAGACCUGAUCCUGGAGAAGUCUGGCGCCGGCGCUCGCCGCGCCCUCUGCGUCCAACCGAGCAAGCCGACCGUGAGCACGUUCCCCCUGCUGUUCACCAGUCUCGGUCAGGUUGACGUUCAGGUGUCAGUGGAGGCGGCCGGCAACGCCUGCGGCGGCCCAAACAGCAUCGGCGUCCAGAGUGAUGUCCUGGUCCGCCAAAUGCUGGUGAAACCGGAGGGCUUCCCUCAAGAGGAGACUCUCUCGGAGCGGAUCUGCCCCGACAAGGGCGUCGCCACGCACGUGUUCAAUCUGGCCACGUCGCCACGCAUCGUACCCGGGUCAGCACGUGCCGUCUUCUCCCUCUACGGUGACCCUCUGGCCCAAGCCAUCACGCAGGUCUCGGGGCUUGAGAGCCUGGUGCGCGUGCCGCAUGGUUGCGGCGAACAAAACAUGGUCCUGCUUGUACCGAACAUUCUGGUGCGGCAAUACCUGGAAGCAACAAAUCAACUGAGCCAAGAGCUGAAGAAAAAGACUACAGACAACAUGCGGACUGGCUACCAGCGCCAGCUCCGCUACCGACACCGCGACGGCUCGUACUCGGCGUUCGGCGAGCGCUCCGGCCGCAGCCAGGGCUCGCUGUGGCUCACAGUGUACGUCAUCAAAUCGUUCACGGCGGCGGCGCGGUUCGUUCCGAUCGAUCAGCGCGACCUGGCUGUCAGCCGACGCUGGGUUGAGCAGCAGCAGCGCGAUGAUGGCUGCUUCAACACCGUCGGCUGGCUUUGUAACAAGGCGAUGAGUGGUGGCGUGGGCGGCGGCGACCGGCUGGCGCUCACCGCCUACACGCUGCUGGCGCUGGUCGAGACGGGCGCCAGCGGCGACAUCGUGCGCCGCGCCGCCGCCUGUCUGCGCCGCGGCACACCGCGCGGUAUCUACGCCGAGGCGCUGGUGGCGCAAGCGCUGGCCGUGGCCAACGAGAAGACGGCGGCCGCCGAGCUGCUGCCGGCGCUCCUCAAGCGCGCGCUCCGCGAGAAGGCUGCGCUGCACUGGCGGACGGAGCGCGGUCGCCUGGCUGGUGGCGCCGCGCUCGACGUUGAGACAACGGCCUACAUGACGAUGACGCUGCUGCGCCUGGGCGGCCACGCUGCCGACUCGCUCGCCACCGUUACCUGGCUGGACCGGCAGCGCAACGGUCGCGGCGGAUUCGUCUCGACGCAGGACACAGUGGUGGCGCUGGCGGCGCUAGUGGCGGCCGAGACCGAGGCCAGCCGGCGGCUAAAGGCGGCCGCUCUGGAGGUGACCGUCAGGGUGGGCGCUCGGCAAACUCCGCGGCGCUUCACCGUGACGCCCGAGAACCGGCUGCUGCACCAGCAGCUGGAGCUGCGGCCGCUGCAGCUGCCUGUCAGCCUGGCCGUCUCCGUCAGCGGCCUGGGAUGCGUGGUGGCGCAGACCACUAUGCGGUAUAGCCUGCAAGAGACGAAGGCCAAGCAGGCCUUUAGACUUCAGCACAAAAUAAGACCUCUAAAGAGAAAUUCUUGUCAAUCAUACGUCGUAGAACUGUGCGCAUCCUACCUGGAGGCAGACGCCGCCUCCAACAUGGCCAUCAUCGAGAUGGAGAUGCCGUCUGGCUACCUCAUCGUUGACCACGUGUUGCAGCAGCUGGAACGAAGUGGCGUGGUCCAACGUUGGGAGUUCCGCAACGCAGUGCUGUCACUGUACUUUGACCAGCUGGUGAAGAAAGAGGUCUGCUUCGACGUCCAGAUCUGGCGGGAUUCGGUGGUGGAGAGGCUGAAGCCGGCCACCAUCGCCGUCUACGACUAUUACACUACCGAGUACCGCGUCGAAACGGAUUACGAGCUACCAGUCUGCAAGUUUUGAAGCUCAAAUAUCCAAGAAGCCCACCAUUUGGCAAGCAGCAUAGAAAAACAACCAUCUUUUACAUGCUACACGUCUUGUUAGCAUCGCUGACGGUUUUGUUAGCAUCUUUUUGUUGGACAGAAGUUAAAAUAAAAAUUGUGUUACA
Molecule: messenger RNA, 5235 nt
Organism: Pollicipes pollicipes
Lineage: Eukaryota; Metazoa; Arthropoda; Thecostraca; Pollicipedomorpha; Pollicipedidae
Product: murinoglobulin-2
Exons: 29
Coding region: 87-5090 (1667 amino acids)
Cellular component (GO): extracellular region
Molecular function (GO): endopeptidase inhibitor activity
Source: RefSeq, a predicted model, not a curated record